Molecule: messenger RNA, 3017 nt
Organism: Talpa occidentalis (Iberian mole)
Lineage: Eukaryota; Metazoa; Chordata; Mammalia; Eulipotyphla; Talpidae
Gene: CAP2
Product: cyclase associated actin cytoskeleton regulatory protein 2
Exons: 13
Coding region: 171-1625 (484 amino acids)
Biological process (GO): cell morphogenesis; regulation of adenylate cyclase activity; cytoskeleton organization
Cellular component (GO): cytoplasm
Molecular function (GO): adenylate cyclase binding; actin binding
Source: RefSeq, a predicted model, not a curated record
UUUCCAGCUCUCUUGCAUGAACUGUAUUUUGGCCUCUUAAGAGGCUCUGAUAAGGCCCAGGUUCCUGGUGAUUUUACGUGAAGUGACAUCUGAGUCACUCUUAGACUGCAUUCCACGCCAAUCUGCCUGGUCCUGCAGUUUGUGGGCUAACUCCUGCUGUCUUUCAACAUAUGGAGCCCUAUCAGAUAGUAAUGGCGGAGAUGCAGGGACUGGUGGAAAGGCUGGAGCGAGCAGUCUGCCGCCUGGAGCUACUGUCUGCGGGGUCCCUCCAGCCUCCUGGGAACUGUGGGGAGCUCAAUGGUGUCAUUGGAGGUCUGGCCCCCUCAGUGGAAGCCUUUGAUAAACUGAUGAACAGCAUGGUGGCCGAGUUUCUAAAGAAGAGUAAGAUCCUUGCUGGGGACGUGGAGACUCAUGCAGAAAUGGUGCAGAGUGCUUUCCAGGCCCAGCGGGCUUUCAUUCUGAUGGCCUCUCAGUACCAGCAACCCCAAGAGAAUGACGUGGCUGCACUUCUGAAACCAAUAUCAGAAAAGAUUCAAGAAAUCCAGACUUUCAGAGAGAGAAACCGGGGGAGUGAAAUGUUCAAUCAUCUCUCCGCGGUCAGCGAGAGCAUCCCUGCGCUGGGGUGGAUAGCCGUGUCCCCCAAACCCGGUCCUUAUGUCAAGGAGAUGAAUGACGCGGCCACCUUUUACACCAACAGGGUCUUGAAGGACUACAAACACAGUGACUUACGCCACGUGGAUUGGGUGAAGUCCUAUCUGAACAUUUGGAGCGAGCUUCAAGCAUACAUCAAGGAACACCACACCACCGGCCUUACCUGGAGCAAAACAGGUCCAGUCGCAUCCAGUGCAUCGGCAUCGCCUGUUCUCUCCCCUGGGCCCGCUUUCCCUCCACCCCCACCUCCUCCUCCUCCUCCUGGACCACCUCCGCUUUUUGAGAAUGAGGGUAAAAAAGAGGAAUCUUCUCCUUCACGCUCAGCUUUAUUUGCGCAACUUAACCAAGGUGAAGCGAUUACAAAAGGACUCCGACACGUCACAGAUGACCAGAAGACACACAAGAAUCCCAGUCUGCGGGCGCAAGGCGGACAGACUACAUCUCCAUCCAAAAGCCACACUCCAGGCCCCACCCCACCCCACUCUCAGGCGCCUCAGAAACAUGCUCCGGUGUUGGAGUUGGAAGGAAAGAAAUGGAGAGUAGAAUAUCAAGAGGACAGGAACGACCUUGUGAUUGCAGAGACCGAACUGAAACAAGUGGCUUACAUUUUCCAAUGCAACAAGUCUACUCUACAGAUAAAAGGGAAAAUAAAUUCCAUUACAAUAGAUAAUUGUAAGAAGUUUGCACUUGUGUUUGACAAUGUGGUGGGUAUUGUGGAAGUGAUCAACUCCAAGGAUAUUCAAAUGCAGGUAAUGGGGAGAGUGCCAACAAUUUCUAUUAAUAAGACAGAAGGUUGCCACAUAUACCUCAGUGAAGAUGCACUAGACUGUGAGAUUGUGAGUGCCAAGUCAUCUGAAAUGAAUAUACUUAUCCCUCAGGAUGGUGAUUAUAGGGAAUUUCCUGUUCCGGAGCAGUUCAAGACAUCGUGGGAUGGCUCGAAGCUGGUCACAGAACCUGCUGAAAUUAUGGCCUAAGCUCCAGAGAGACUGAACCCCCUGACCCGACUCUCCCCUUUUCCCAUACUUGCAAAAAAAAAAAAAAAGCAGCAUUAAAGACCUAGAAGUUGCAGGAACACCUACUGCUUUCAUUUUGGCCUCCAACAAUUAUAGAAACAGCAUCAUUUCUGGCAUGCUUUCGUGGGCAUUUUGCAGUUUAACAUUUCCUCAUGAUUUGCUUUUGUGUGUGAGUCAAGCCCCACUUGACGACUCGUGAGCGUUCUACAUUGAAAGGGGGAACAAGAAUGCUGUUCCCGCGUAUCAUUAACAGCACUGAUAGGUAAAAAUAUCGCAUGAUUCACCUUUACACUUAGGUUUAGCCGCUCAUUCGCUUUUAUAUUUAUGUUUAACGACUAGUGAAAAACAAAACCUUUGAGAAUCUAAGAUGUGCAUUUUUACCUUUUAGGAAACUUCAAUGUGAUAUCGCUGUAGUAGUAUGCUCUGAAAAGCACACGAUAUGAUUUUCUUCCUUAUUUUUCCCACGUGUUCACCUUUUCCCACGUGUUCAUCAGCAUGGAUCUACUGGCAGCAUGAAUACAUGAAUAUUCCAAUCCAUGUUUUUAAAAAAUACAAGAAAAUUACAUACUAAGCAUCGUGUUAAGUUUCUUGGUCCUAUACACUGCAGUUACUAAAAAUCUAAAUUCUAAUGACUUAUCGUAAAAAUUUUUCCACCAUGUCACUUGGAAAACUUACUUUAUUGUGUAAAGGUUUUCAUGCCAAAAGAUUGGUGGAAGCAGUUUUUUGUUUGGUUUCUUUGCUGUAGAGUACUCACAUCACACUCAAUUUGUGUUUUCCAGUUUUGAACCUGUUAAAUAUCGGAUGCCUUGUACAUGACAUUUUUAACAUUUUAAUUUAGGUUACUUUCUUCUAAAUCACUUGCUGGACUUGCUUAUCAGUCUCAAAAAUGAACAUGAAAAGCCAUAGAUGUAUUAUGUCCUGUAAAACCUACGGAACUAUUUGUUGGUUAGGCUUGCUGCUCCUAUUUUUGUAGUAUUAAUAGUACAUGCUUUUCCAGCAUAUGAUAACUAUGAUAUUCCUUUGUAUCUUGAAGUACAUAGUGCUGAAAAGUCUGCAACUUCUUGGAUGACAUGUAAUGAAUUUUAGUAUCAUGCUUGCAGGCCCAAUACAAGCAUAUAGAUCGUGCCUCUUACAGCCUUUGGAAUACAUCAUUUCCGUUUUUUAAAUAUCUUCUCUAUCCAUAUAAAAUUAUUAAUGCUCUUUAUCAAGGUUUUGCUAUAAAAGUUUUGUCCUAAUGAAUAAUGUUGUGGCUUUAGUAAAUAUCUUUUUUUCAACUGUAAACUUAUUCUAAAAUAAAGUAAAACUCUAAUUGUUUAUAUACUGUGAUGGAUUCUGGGUGUUAAAAUUGUUUGU